This is a messenger RNA of Xyrauchen texanus (razorback sucker), 5766 nucleotides long. Its product is annotated as phagosome assembly factor 1. Gene Ontology annotation, cellular component: synaptic vesicle membrane; dendrite; trans-Golgi network. Lineage: Eukaryota; Metazoa; Chordata; Actinopteri; Cypriniformes; Catostomidae. Bases 957 to 2234 code for a protein of 425 amino acids. The transcript is spliced from 16 exons. Gene Ontology annotation, biological process: Golgi to plasma membrane protein transport. The record is from RefSeq and is a predicted model, not a curated record.
UGGAUGGAAGUUGCUUUUGGCACGGAGGGUGCUCUUUCUUUAUCAUCUUAAGCAAGCGUAUCAUUAGAAAGACACCAGAAAACAAGGCUUCAUGAAACCGAGCGUCAUCCCCGACCAACGAAACGGUGGAACCCGGAGAAAUCCGCGCGAUUAGGAAUAGAAAAGGAUCAUAAUUUGUGAUCUGUUUGGCUGCAGUUGAAUCAUCGCAAAGAAAGAAAACAGCGUCAGGCGAGGCUCGUACGAGUCGGCGAUAGUCUGAUAUGUGUGAAUUGACUCACCUCGCCUUGACUGUGGCAAAAAUCGAUAUUUAAUGAUGCAUUAAAUGUAACUGGCAGGACAAGAAAUAAUCUUCGUUAGUUGUAAUAAACGGUAGUUUAUGUGUCUUAUGCCAUUCAGGAGUAAGUUAAAUGUCUGACCAAGUGUUAGGUUUUUAUUUUUUUUAAGUUAGCAGUAGAAAAAUAGUUUCUUGGCUGGACAUCUGCUUAUGAAUUGCAUGAUAUUUAAAUAUCUUUAAUUAGUCAUGUUUAUUUAAGUAUGUGAAAGAGCAGCAACCUGUAACCUGACAUUCGUGUGCUGUGACUGACAUAGUUUACUUGUAAUUUAUUUGAGCUUUGUCAAGCUUAUAUAAGCUUUGUGAUUUGUAUGUUUGUGUGUAAAUCGUUAACAUAAAUCGUUUUAUGUUAUUAUUUAUAAGCAUGGUGACAGUGGAAUGCAUAGAUAGCUGUAUUGCAACACUUGUGUUUUUACAUAUCUGACGUAACGAGCGUCGCGUGUCACUCAAACUGUGAAGAACUUUAAGCGUGUGGGCUUUGUUAGCGUAGUACUUUGUUGAAGUCGGACUACAUUGAGGAAGGUUUGUUGAUUUAACGGUGGAUUGUUCAAGAUUCUUCGAGAGGGACGAUCCCGAUCUGGCGCGGUCAGAGAUCCUCGUUGAUAUUCCCAAUUUCUCCCCGCCAAUGCUGGAUCUGGAGGUCGUUCCUGAGCGAUCUUUGGGAAAUGAACAAUGGGAAUUCGCAUUAGGGAUGCCAUUGGCCCAGGCCAUUUCCAUAUUGCAGAAACAUUGCCGAAUCAUAAAAAAUGUCCAGGUGCUCUACAGCGAACAAAUGCCACUCUGCCAUGACCUCAUUCUCAAUUUGACUCAGGAUGGAAUUAAACUGCUGUUUGAUGCUUGCAAUCAGAGACUGAAGGUAAUUGAAGUGUACGAUUUGAUCAAAGUGAAACUGAAAUACUGUGGAGUACAUUUUAACUCUCAGGCAAUAGCACCUACUAUUGAACAGAUUGAUCAGUCUUUUGGCGCUACUCAUCCGGGAGUCUACAAUGCUGCCGAGCAGCUUUUUCACCUGAACUUUCGUGGGCUUUCCUUCUCCUUCCAGCUGGACUCUUGGAGUGAAGCUCCUAAGUAUGAGCCUAACUUUGCCCAUGGCUUGGCCUCCCUGCAGAUUCCCCAUGGGGCCACUGUCAAACGGAUGUACAUUUACUCUGGAAACAACCUUCAAGAAACCAAGGCUCCGGUGAUGCCUCUGGCCUGUUUCCUUGGUAAUGUUUAUGCAGAGUGUGUGGAAGUUUUGAGGGAUGGGGCAGGACCACUGGGUCUUAAAAUCCGUCUCCUAACUGCAGGAUGUGGCCCGGGUGUUCUGGCUGAUGCUAAAUUACGGGCACUUGAGAGGAAUAUUUACUUUGGAGACUCUUGUCAAGAUGUAUUGAGUGCUCUUGGCUCUCCACAUAAGGUUUUCUACAAGUCAGAGGACAAGAUGAAGAUCCAUUCGCCCUCCCCUCACAAGCAAGUCCCAUCCAAAUGUAAUGACUACUUCUUUAACUACUAUACUCUGGGAGUGGAUAUGCUGUUUGACUCUACAACCCACCUGGUGAAAAAAUUUGUCCUUCACACCAAUUUUCCAGGCCAUUACAACUUCAACAUAUAUCACCGAUGUGAUUUCAAGAUUCCACUUACCAUUAAAAAAGAUGGAGCAGAUGCUCAGAGUGAGGACUGCAUCCUUACCACCUACAGCAAAUGGGAACAGAUUCAAGACUUACUUGGACACCCCAUGGAAAAACCAGUUGUGCUUCACAGGUCAUCAUCUGCGAACAACACCAACCCCUUUGGUUCCACGUUUUGUUUUGGACUGCAGAAGAUGAUAUUUGAGGUCAUGCAGAAUAACCACAUAGCUUCUGUGACUCUGUACGGAGCACCUCGUCCCGGUAGCCAUGCCCGUGCCGAGCCAAGUGCCCACUGAGGAAGACACCCAUGGCCACGUUGCCUGUCCAGCCUGGCAGAGCCUCUGAACUGACCAAUAGAGUGUGUCUUCACUCACUGCUGCAUCACACAAGCUAAAGCAAAAAGCAUGCUGGGAGUUUCUCUGGAGUUUCCUCAACUCAUCCCCCCACACCAUGUUAGAGGCCCCAGUUCUGUCUUUUUAACAAGAGCACGGAAGCAGCCCUAAGCCUGCUAAUUAUCCCCAAUUACCAUGCAAACCUGGCUCCGCCUUCAAAGCUUUAAUUCAGACAUUCAUCAGUGUCCGCAUCGAUCGUACUUGUGGAUACACUGUGAUCCAUUUCCACUCACACACUUAUGCAUACACAUGCACAUUUGUUUAUUCAUGCAUUGUCAAAUGUUGCCGGUGCAUUCAUUUUUAUUAUCAAAGAAGCCAUUUUUUGCCUAACCUUCCAAAUGUUCCAUACCAGAUGCACCAAAUGGCAUACAUUUGACCUCUGCACAUUAAACACUUAAACAAAACACACAUCCAUUCAACUUAAUUUGUUUUCCAACAGAUGCAGAGGAUGCAUUCAGAACAAAGUCAAACAUGGACAUUGAUUGCACAAGUUAGAGUGACGAGUGUGUUUUGUAUGCAGUUGAUCUAUGUAAGAUUACAAGCACAAGCUAACACAGUGUGAAAGCGCACUGGUGGAUUCAGUGCUAUGAGCAUGUUCUCUUGGCACAUGAGCAGGCUUGCACAUACACACAGACUUACACUCAUAAACAUACAUAAACUCAUGCCAUUUCAUACCAAGUCAGUAGUACAGAUUACCUCCCAUUUCAAUGCCGUACAGUGCAACCAUCCGCUUGUCUUUGAGUUGGUAUUGUAGUUUUUUGAAAUAGGCUUUUCUUUCAAAGAGACAUGUGCGCAUUAGUUUUUAACAUUUGCACUAAAAUGCACCUACUUUACUUGAUAAUUGUCUCCUGUCCACUGAGGAAUGUUUUAAUUGUUGAGUCUCCGAGAGACAGAGGAAAGAGCGGGGGAGUGCAUGACGACGUGCAACCUGGAUUUCAGAGCUCUGAAAGUAGCACUCCUAACCGGAGAGAAAAGCCAUCCAUCCUUUUAUUUAUCCAUCCUGCUGGAUCACAUGGCAUCACAUCCAUUAGCAUCCUCCUUUGCACUUUCUUUUGUCCAUGGUAGACAGACGUGAAGUUUAUCUCUUACCUUAUUCAGUAUCUUAAUGUCUUAACGUCAGAAUUUGGUUUCUGUCAUUUGAUUGCCAAAAUGCAGCCAAAGAAGAAGCAACAGUCAGUUCUCUUGUCAUUUUAAAUAUUUCAUCAUACCACAGCAUAAGAACAUUCCCUCUUAAAUUGGAUUCAGACAGUCCCUAAUUAGUUUUAGCAUUCAAUUUAUUGAUUGAUUCUUGCAUUUUGAAUUGUCUCACUUUCUACUCUACGGAGUUUGAUGGCGGUGUUUCUGUAGCAAGUAGGUGUGGUGCUUUCUGCAACACUCUCCGCUGGUGUGUUCAUGUCUGUACAGAUCUGUAAAUAGUGUGCAGUUUCUUUUGUCUCAUUGGUUUAAGCUAAUGGUACAAUAGUGGAUCAGCUAAAGUCUGGAACUCUCCUACACUGCAAACAUGGUCAUGAUUAUCUUAACUGACAUUGGUGGGGGACUGAUUUAAAUGGUAACUCCUCCACAACUGAGAGUUUCUGGACUUUCUUCUGAGUGCCCUUGAGGGACACCAUAGUAGCAUCCCUCCACUGUUGAGCUGGAUGGAGCUGCCUAUGUUUGACCACUAUUAGGAGAGGAUCAGGACUUGUGAUUUUAACUGAGAUAAAAACAGUGUUUAAGUUCACUAGAUGGUUUAUAGAGUUCACCUCAAAUAGCUACUGUUCAUUGCUAUACUGCCCUUCUUUUGUGUUUUAAACAUAUUUCAGAGGGACUUGUAAUGUGUGCAGUGGCAGCAUUGCCACCCAUAGAUGUCAACCUACUCUCACUCCUUUGGUGACAUUCCCAACUACUUUCAGGCUUCUGCAGUGUGCAGUGCAGAUUUAUUUGUGCAUUUAGAUCUCUUUUACAUGUACUUUUCUCAUAAACUGUGCUGGGAAGGUGUUAAAGAUGUUUUGUUAUAUUUUACCCUUGGCUGUGGGUGAUUUAAAAAAAGGAAAAUAUGAAUAACAUUGUGCCUCAUCUCCCACCGAGCCUAUCUUGACUUUUCUCUGUAAAUGAAAUCAUUUUAACUGCUUUGUUUUUGUCUGAGCAUGUAAAGCUAAACUGAUAGAUAGUCAUUGUCCUUUUGUUCCAAAAAAUUUACCUAAACAAUUUAAGAAAUUAUCAAGAAAAAACAGACUCAAGGUUGGGUCUAGAACUCUUGUCAUUAAGGGCUUGUUUACUGGAUGUUCAAAAUGUUAUUGAUCAUCAUUAAAUCAUCAUUUAAUUGAUGAUUUAACUCUGCCUUUUAUGUACAAAAAUAAAGUUAUGCUGUUUUAUAAUGGCAGUCAAUAAAGUCAUGCAUAGUGACUGUUUUUUUUUAUUGAUCCUUACAUGAAAUUUGGGUUUUACUAAUUCAAAUCUAUUGUGUCGAACAUGCAGGUUGCCCUCCAUGAUUUGAGCUUCACAUUGUUUUUGUGAUGUUUCUAGAGAAAUACAGCUAGUACUUUGUUGAAUCUCUAUGAAGUUCGAUUUUAAUUACUUUAGGGUCAAGUAUAUAAGGUUAGAUCUUUGAGAAAACAAAAAAAACAGAAACAAACAUUUUAACUGUUCUGGGCUAAAGAUCUAGUCUAGAUGCACAAUGGGAACCACAAUUAAGAAUUUGUCCGUUGUUAAUGAAGAGCAACGCAACCACUGUUUUAGUGUCAUUUAGGGAAUGUUACUGUGGGGGAGUUUGGUCUGAUGGGCUGAUUGCCUGCCCAAUCUCAGGUGGUUCUUUUUAAUUGCAGGAGCAAGUGAAUGCUUUCAUCAAAUGGGUUUUGGCCGUAUUGUUCCAUCUUCAAACUUUCUCAUAUAUUUGCAUCGUAAUGAAUGAAUGAUUGAUUGUCAUGGGGAUUGUAUUUAGAAAUGAGCAACCCCCAUUCAGUGUAAUGCGCAUAUUGUUGCUAUGUAUUGUAUUCCUCUAUAUUGUAUGUUUUUCCCCCAUCCUCCAAAGUAAAUAUUUUUUGUGGAUUUAUUACAUUUCUGGAAAUGGGACUUGUUCUCAAUUAAAAAAAGUGUAUAUCUAAAUUUAUUGCAACGUGGUGUUUUGUAUCUCAGAUAUUUUUACUUCUGUAGAUUAAGGAACAUGCACACAGAAGAUUGACAUUAUCAGGCAAUUAUUUUUGUUUGUUUCUAUCUUUUGUUUUUAAACAAUAACCAUAGCACCGAUGGACUGUAGAUUGGAAUGGUCUGAUAUGCAGUAUGUUCGUAAAAAGCUCAGAAAUGGUGCAAAAAUGCUGUGACAAUUGGAUUUUUAAGUUUUCCUCAUUGCAUCUACUGAAAGCAAUUUAACAAAAUUUGCCAAAUCUGCAUUUUGUGCAUUAAAACUGUUACAGUGUGUUCAACAUACAAAUAAUCAAAGAAUGGAUGUAAUAAAUAU